This is a messenger RNA of Corylus avellana, 3348 nucleotides long. RefSeq names its product leucine-rich repeat receptor protein kinase HPCA1. Gene Ontology annotation, biological process: protein phosphorylation. The record is from RefSeq and is a predicted model, not a curated record. Gene Ontology annotation, molecular function: protein binding; ATP binding; protein kinase activity. Lineage: Eukaryota; Viridiplantae; Streptophyta; Magnoliopsida; Fagales; Betulaceae.
ACUGAACAUGAAUCUCUUCAAAAAAAACUAGAGUUUUAUGUUACUUUUUUAACUCUAGGGAGCUUAUUGCAAAUUGCUACAAAUUGUUUCCAGGAAACAUUCUGACAGGGAGGGCAGCUCUUUUCAUGUCUGAGAGAUUUUGAAGGUGUUUAAGAUUUUGAUGUCUUUUGUUGAUAUUUACGUUGAUAAGAAAAAGUUUUUGAAUGAGUGAAUGUUAUUGAGUCAACCCUUUGCAUGUGCUUGAAAUUCUCGGAGGAUGAAAGAUGGUUACCAUCUGAAACUUCUGUAAGGAUCUUUCGUACUCAAGAAUUGUCGGUUUGAAUCUUGUUCUUCUUUUGAGUGAUGGGUCAAAGGAGUCAGGUGCUACUGCUGCUUGCGUUCAUCAAAUUUUUAGUCAUAGCAGCACAGACAGACCCAAAUGAUGCUGCUGCUCUAAUGGCUCUCGGGAGUAGCUGGGAAAACAAACCAUCCAAUUGGGUGGGCUCUGAUCCUUGUGGCGGUUGGGUAGGAAUUGAGUGCAUCAAUUCACGUGUAACCUCCAUAAUAUUGACAAGCAUGAAUUUGAUGGGUCAGCUAUCGGGAGAUAUCGGGUCAUUAUCUGAGUUACAGACUCUGGAUCUAUCUUCCAACAAGUUCAUGACAGGACCGCUACCACAAGCAAUUGGGAAUUUGAAGAAGCUAUCAAUCUUAUGCCUGACUGGUUGUGGAUUCUCUGGUCCUAUUCCAAAUGAAAUCGGAUCUCUGCAGCAGCUACUCUAUCUAGCUCUGAAUUCUAAUAAUUUCUCUGGACAAAUUCCAAGUUCAAUAGGUAAUCUGUCCAAUCUAGAUUAUUUGGACCUUACUGAGAACGAGCUUAGUGGAUCCAUCCCAGUCUCUAGUGGGAAUAAAUCUGGUCUUGAUAUGCUACUUCAAACAAAGCACUUUCAUCUUGGAAAGAACCAGCUAUCGGGCACAAUUCCACCUCAACUUUUCAGCUCAAAUAUGAAACUCAUACAUGUGCUUUUUGAUAAUAAUAAUUUAUCUGGUAUCAUCCCUUCCACCCUUGGACUUGUGCAGACCUUGGAGGUGGUACGCCUGGAUAGAAAUUCACUAAGUGGGUUGGUGCCUCCAAAUAUCACUAAUCUUGCACAUGUUCACGAGCUGGCCCUGUCCAACAACAACCUUACUGGCCCUAUGCCCAACCUUACUAGCAUGAACCUCCUCAACUAUGUGGAUAUGAGCAAUAACAGUUUUGAUAGUUCUGGUGUUCCUCCUUGGAUUUCUUCCUUACAGUCUUUGACAACAUUAAUGAUGGAACGAACACAACUUGAAGGACCAAUUCCUGCUAACCUGUUCAGCCCUCCCAAUAUAGAGAUAGUGGAUCUGAGCAACAACAAUCUCAAUGGCACCCUGAAUAUUAGUACCACGUAUAGCCACGAAUUGCAACGCAUCAUUUUGCGGAACAAUUUUAUUGCUAAAUUUGAACCAAUAACUGGAGGAAACAACAUCACGAUAUCACUUGAGGGUAACCCAGUUUGUGAGGUGACAGGUCAAGUGACAGAGAGUUACUGCAAUAAUUCCCCAUCAAGUUUGCCAAAUUCGAUGCCACCCAACUGCUUGCAACUUUCCUGCAGUUCGGAUCAGGUUGCCAGCCCCAACUGCAAAUGUGGCUAUCCAUACAAGGGCACUCUAUUCUUCAGAGCUCUUUCCACCUUAGACUUGCUAAACACAAGUUACUUUGUAGCUCUAGAGGAUUUGCUCAUGAAAACUUUCGAGUCCUCUAAACAACCUGUGGAUUCAGUUUCCCUUAGUAAUCCCACCAUAGACUCAUUUGGCUACCUUUUAUUGAGCAUGGACGUUUUCCCAUCAGGAGAAGGCCGUUUCAAUGAAACGGGAAUUACUAUGAUUGGAUAUGUGCUUAACAACAUGAGUUUCAACCCACCACGUCUGUUUGGACCCUAUUUUCUUAUUGCUUACUAUACAGGAUCAAACAAAGGGAAAAGCAGAGGCAUUAUAAUUGGAGCAGCAGUUGGUGGUUCUCUCCUCCUGUUAUUACUAGUCCUUGCAGGAUUAUAUGCUUUCCACCAAAAGAAAAGAGCAGAAAGAGCUACUGAACAGAAUAAUCCCUUUGCAAAUUGGGAUGUGAAUAUGGGAAGUGGUGGUGUUCCCCAAUUAAAAGGACCCAGACGGUUCUCUUUUGAAGAGAUUAGGAAAUACACCAACAAUUUUUUGGAAGCGAAUGGCAUUGGAUCUGGAGGUUAUGGGAAGGUCUAUCAGGGGACUCUUUCCACUGGGAAACGAAUUGCCAUUAAACGAGCUCAAAGAGAUUCUAUGCAAGGUGGGCAUGAAUUCAAAACUGAGAUUGAACUUCUAUCAAGAGUCCAUCACAAGAAUCUUGUCAUCCUUGAGGGUUUCUGUUUUGAGCAAGCUGAACAAAUGUUGGUAUAUGAGUAUAUUCCAAAUGGUACUGUGAUGGAUAGUCUUUCAGGGAAGUCAGGAAUAAGGUUGGAUUGGAUGGGAAGGCUUAGAGUAGCCCUUGGUGCAGCCAGGGGUUUGGUCUAUCUACAUGAACAUGCGGAUCCUCCCAUUAUACAUAGAGACAUCAAAUCAAAUAACAUCCUACUGGAUGAAAGUUUAAAUGCAAAAGUUGCUGAUUUUGGACUCUCCAAGCCUAUGUCUGACAGCCAAAGGAGUUAUGUCUCCACUCAAGUCAAAGGAACAUUGGGCUACAUGGAUCCUGAAUAUUACAUGACCCAACAGUUGACUGAGAAGAGUGAUGUCUAUAGUUUUGGAGUGCUACUGUUGGAGCUAAUAACUGCAAGAAGGCCAAUAGAGCGAGGGAAGCAUAUCGUGAAAGAGGUAAGGAAUGCAAUGGAUAAGACAAAAGAGUUAUACAAUCUUCAUGAAAUUCUUGACCCAGCCAUUGGUUUGGGAACAACUCUAAAAGGUUUAGAAAAGUUUGUGGACCUGGCAAUGAGGUGUGUUGAAGAAUCAGGGGCCAAAAGGCCUACAAUGGGUGAGGUGGUAAAAGAAAUUGAAAACAUUAUGCAACCUUUUGGGUUGAACCCCAUUGUUGAAUCUGCAUCAACUUCGGAAACUUAUGAUGUAGCCGGCAAAGGCCAUUACGACCACCCUUACAUCGAUGAUGGCUUUAAUUACAGUGGUUCCUUCCCUCCUUCAAUGAUAGAUCCUAAGUGAAUAUCAUUUCACAAUUUAGAAUGCUCAACUUGGUAGGAAUUUUUUUUUUUUUUUUUGGUUUCUUCGUAUAUGUUAGAGAAACCAGUUCAUCUAUCUUAUACAUGAAACAUGGAUACUCAUGUUAAAUAACCAUUUAUUGUUAGAAUAUUUCAAUAAUAAAUCUGUUCUUUC